Molecule: messenger RNA, 2378 nt
Organism: Frankliniella occidentalis (western flower thrips)
Lineage: Eukaryota; Metazoa; Arthropoda; Insecta; Thysanoptera; Thripidae
Exons: 2
Coding region: 1090-2157 (355 amino acids)
Source: RefSeq, a predicted model, not a curated record
AUUUCGAUUCCAUUAGUCGAGUUUAACGGCCGGCUGCUCCUGGCUAGACGCGGCGCGGAGAAAGACAAGCCUCUUUCUCUCGCUCCCACUCUCUGCACCGCGCCGGAUAAAACUGCAUUCCAAUAGCAAACGUGGGCCGCGGUGGGCGCCGGAGCUCCGCGGAGCCGCGGGUGUCCUUGUAGAGUGCCAUGAACGCUGUUAUUGGAGGUAACGGGCGCCACGAACAUCAUAAUCUUCCACGAGGCGGUCUGGGGUAGGGGGGUGGGGGGCAUGACCCCUUGACCUCCCGAAAACAACAAGAACGCGCGGCGAUAGCGACGAAACGGCCAUUGUUAUAAUUAUUGCGUUUUGCAUGCGCCUUUUUCGACAGUCUCGACCAGAAAGCAAAAUAAAAAGUAGCUUUUAUGUUACUUGUCUUUGUUUUUGCGUUUUGAUGAGAGUGACUGCUGUGUUGGGUGCGCGGGGCCACCGCGCGGCCCCCCGCUGACCCUCGCCCCCCGCCUGCGCGCACGCACACACGGGGCCCCCGCAUGGCGUGCGUGACGCGCGCCGUUUUGCCCCCUUCCGCCCCUCUUCCUCCGCACUCCUCCCCCUCUUCCCCACAUAAUUAAUGUGAUGAAUUGAACGGCCGCAUGUCUGUUGCAUACGCAGUGCCGCCGCGGCGGUCGGGCGGGCGGAGGCACUUGGGGAAGGUCGCGGGGCGCGCGGGGCAUGCUGCUCCCAAACCGCGACUGCCGCCGCCGCCCCCGUAUUAUUAGCCCGGUGAUGGGCGGGGCUGUGCAUAAUCCAGCGAGCCGCGGUGCGCCCGGUGCAUGGCAGUGUAUCGACCCGCUGUAACUAUUUACAGUAGCGGCUCAUCGAUUACCUGGCGAGUGCGGGUCCCGUUGGCGCUGGCGGCCGGCCGGACCGCGCCGGACCCCCCGACCCCCGCGGGGGACCCCGGCCGGCCCCGCGGCGCCCCCAGGGCCCCCCCGGGGCGCACAGUUAUCUAGCGGGCCGUGAUUAGCGCCGAGGUGCGAGGCCGUGUCCUGAUCGGCGACGUCGCGGAGGCGGGGACGUCAGUCUCGGCCGGACCCGGCAGCGCGCGACAUGAUCCUGGGCCUCCUCCUGGCGUGUGCCGCGGCCGCAGCCCGGGCCGCCCCCGGCCCCGCCGCGCACGCGGACCCCGCCGCCGUGGCCAUCGUCUCGCCCAGCUACGCCAAGACGGCCCUCGCCAGCGAACACCCCGAAUGGCGGACGCGCGGACGUGCGCUGAGCUCGGACCCCGAUACGGACGACCUGGCGCUGCAGGUGAACAGUCUGUCGCCCAAGAAGACGCCCAGCGGCUUCAAGGCACCGCGACCAGUGCCGCUGUCCCUUGCUCAGGACCGAUUUACAGGGGCACAACCUGCGGCCAGUGCGCUCUACGGUAACAACAACAACGGCGGUGGCGGCAGCAGCAACCCAGGUGGACAUGACCAUGACCACGACGACAGCUUCCCGCCGUUCGCCCCCGACCCGCUGCCCUUGCAACCGGAUCAGACCGCGUACAACGCUCCGGGGACCGUGUUCGACGCGCCGCCCUCAGGCUUCGACGCGCCGCCCUCGGGCUACGACGCGCCUCCCAGCCAGGGGUACGGGUACGGACCGCCUCCGACGUACGGGCCUCCGCCACCACCCCCAUCGUACGGACCUCCACCGCCGCCCCCGUCGUACGGACCGCCACCUCCAAGCUACGGGCCUCCGCCUCCCCCGCCGCCGCCAAGCUACGGGCCUCCGCCUCCUCCUGGGCCGUACGGUCCGCCACCCCCGCAGUACGGGCCGCCUCCUCCCGACACGUACGGUCCGCCUCAGACCGGGUACGGUCCGUACCCGCCACCUCCGCCGCCUCCGGAACCAUUGCCCGACCCGGACGACGACCUGGACAAGGGCGUGUACACGCACUACAACAUCGGGCGCAAGCUCUAUUACGCGCCGCUCUGGUUCAGCAUGUACUUCGCCGGCUACGUCCUGGUGGAGCUGGUCAAGCACGUCUGGCGCCACAAGUACACGUUCCCGCUGCGCGUCGAGGACGCCAUCACCGGCAGGGCGGCCGGGGGCUCCGACGCCAAGGACGAGCUCGCCAGCACCGUCAACAGCGCCAUCGAGAAGGCCGCCGACAAGUACAAGACGUCAUGAGAGUGGGUGCGCACGGGGAUGUUUGGAAAGUUUUCGCGAGGAAAAAACUGUACAAAAACGCCUUGCUUACGUUCGGGGUUUUGAAUUGAACCAGGGACCGGUGACUGACCGGAGCGCCUGCGGCACACCCCCGCGAGUGACGCGUUUUUCUUUUCACGCGGGCCUUGUUCACCUUCCCGGGCGCGACAUGGAGCCAAUAAAGACGACAUGCUGACAGCGAC